This is a messenger RNA of Grus americana (Whooping crane), 3133 nucleotides long. It is a transcript of the gene REEP5, whose product is annotated as receptor accessory protein 5. The record is from RefSeq and is a predicted model, not a curated record. NCBI's taxonomy places the organism in Eukaryota, Metazoa, Chordata, Aves, Gruiformes, Gruidae. The transcript has 5 exons. The coding region runs from base 98 to 667 and encodes 189 amino acids.
GGCGGGCGGGCGGUGCCAGAGGCGGAGCUUGUCGUUCGGCCGCCGUGCACCCAGGGCUGUGAAAGGCUGAGGAGCGGGAGCCCGCGGCUGUUUCGCCAUGACAGCGGCGAUGAGGCAGAGGUUUGACCGGUUCCUGCAUGAGAAGAACUGCAUGACCGCUGUGCUUGAGCGGAUCGAGAGCAAGACUGGCGUCAACCGCACCUACAUCGCCACUGCCAUCGUCGGGGUGGUGGCCGUGUACCUGGUGGUGGGCUACAGCGCGUCCCUGCUCUGCAACAUCAUCGGCUUCGGCUACCCUGCCUACGUCUCAAUCAAGGCCAUUGAAAGUCCCAACAAAGAUGACGACACACAGUGGCUGACUUACUGGGUUGUCUAUGGUGUUUUCAGCAUAGUGGAAUUCUUCUCUGACAUCUUUCUCUCCUGGUUCCCUUUCUACUACAUGCUAAAGUGUGGCUUCCUGCUGUGGUGCAUGGCUCCAAGUCCUUCUAAUGGGGCCGAGUUUCUCUACCAUCGAAUUAUCCGGCCUUUCUUCCUGAAACACGAAGCUCAGCUCGACAGUGUGGUUAAAGACCUGAAAGACAAGGCUGCAGAGACCGCAGAUACCAUCACUAAAGAAGCCAAGAAAGCAACAGUGAACUUACUGGGUGAAGAAAAGAAGAGCACUUAAGCUGUUAACUGGAUAAAGUUUCCCUAGCACCUCCUUUAUGAAGCUUGAUGUUACUGGGAACUGUGGUAUAAUUUUAAGAAUAUUGCCUUGGAAACAUUUUGAUAUAUGAAAGGAAUGUGUUGUAAGUUUGCUUACUACUUUGCUGUGUCUGUAUAGAAAAUAAGCAUUUUUAUUUAAAAGCAAUGCAGUGGGCAGCAUCUGAAGCUUAAUGAAAAUGCUUUAUUCAUCUUCAUGCAGAAGAAAUCUUUCAGUAAUCUCUUUCUGCAGUAACAAAUCAACAGUAUAUAUCCCACAGGCUCUGCACUUUAGUUGUCUCUAUGUAUGUAAUUACUCUUAACACUUUGGCUGUGGUGCAUCUGGUAACAUGAAGCUAUUGUAUAACAAAAAUACUAGUCUGAAUGGAUCUUUCUGAAUAUACAGGGAAUUAUUGCGAGAGAUGGCAUAACAGAUGUAUUCUCCACCAAUGAAAUUGUAAAUCAUCAAAUUACAUGUUUUAGGCACCUGAUGAUAGAGACUAUUCACUGUUGCAUGUUUUGCUGUAACACAGUAUUGGGUACACUGUGUGUAUUCUUAAAUGGAUAGAUACUAAAUAUAGAAAAGAGUAACUUAAUUCAAGUGAUGAACCUUAUAUUAUCAUGAAGUAAUUUGCCAGAAAUGGAUGCAUUGAAUUGCACAAGAUUAGCACAAGAUGGCUAAAGUACAGCUCCUUGCCUCUUCUUGCUAAAUAAAGUUGUCAUCUAAAAUUGUUGAUAGAGUGCCUUUUAAGAUCACACUCAGAAGCACAAGACACCUUUUGCUAAGGAGUGAUAUAAUUACGAACAAUUUUUCCUACGGUCCUCUUGAGAUAUUAACUGCCUUGGGUGUCAGUCCCCAGAACUACAUCCAUUAAUGGGAUGGCUGCAAGCUCCCAUGAGCUUUUUCUGCUCAUGAAAAUCUACAAUCUCUUCUGAUUGUACUCAGAACAGUUUUGCAUGAGUACUGAAACUUCCUGAAUAGAGAUGCUGUUGUCUUUGAUACAUUCCUGACCAAUCAGUAAGAAUGCAACCAAAGUUGUUAAAAGAAUAAAGGCUCUUUUGCAAUCAAUGGAAAAGAAUAUUCUUUUUUUUUUCCUCAGAUCUGAAUCUGUAGUUAUUCUUUCACACCACAGUAUUUUCAACAAAUUCAGCAUGGAUUACUGAAAUCUCCCUGUUCCCAUCUCCAUGCUGAUGUUUCUUUAAAGCCUACAGUAAUGCUAUGACAGUUCUUAACUCUCAGAACACACAGAAGGUAAGCUUAAGCUUUUGAAAUGACAAAAAGUUAUUUCUGGUCCACAAUCUUAAGUUCAAAAGAUUUAAUCUUAAAAUAGACUUUUGAAAACUUUUGGCUUUCUGCAACAAGUUGGUAUAUAAACAAUUUUCAGAUGCAAGGACUGCAGAAGAUUGCAGCACACAGUGCAACUCAGCAGGUCAGUUUUAAAUUUGAGCAAUAUGUACUAUAAGAGGAGAUGAAAAAGUAUAUUAAGAGAAAGCAUUUUAAGCUUUAAGCUGCAAAACACAGCCCUUACAGCUGUUAUCUUGGAUAGGGAAGUGUGAGACCCACUGUGCAUCAUUUUCUGAAUGAAAAAAUGUAAAAUAUAACAGCUAGUCAUUCCAUGACAGCUUUUUUUGUUAUGAGUAGAUGUGUUGAAGAGGAUAAAGUUCAUAGCAAAGUUGUAGAUGCAAGCGAGUAAAAAGUUUGAGGGGACUCACCAUUUAAGUGGUGUGAUUUCUGGUCUUAUCUUCCUUUGUCUUAAACCCACUGAACUUUUCCGUAAGCUGUACCAAAUCCUAGUGCUGUGUUUUAAACACUGUCAGCUGUGUAUAUAGCAAUCAUGUGGCCAGUGUAAUUUAGUUUCACCUCUUGAAAUAAUAAGUAAUAAAGAUGCUUAAUAGUCUAUUUGAUUUAGGUGCAAAGUACUGCGUAACUUCUCUAAAAGCUGCUGAUAAAUCUUACACUUUCCAAGCCUAAUGAGGUCUUGUAGUAGAGACAGAACUUACUUUUCAUUUGUCAUACUACUCAACAGUUCUUCUUCCACUGUUAUUAAUGGGGAUAAAACAUUUCUAGGUAACUGUUAAAACAUUCUCUUACAUCUCUUUUAGAACUUAACAGGCUUUAAAUCAACUUCUUGUCUUUACAACUUGAUGUGUCUUGACCAGCAGUUAAAUUCAGUCCUCCUCUGUCAGAUUUCUACCUGAAGUACCAUCUGUUGUUAACAGAACUUAAGCUUACUGUUUGCCUUGAUGCAAGUAGAAAUGACUGAAUUUCUGCAGCAAAUUAUCCUUUUCUGCCAGUAACUCCACUGGGCUGGCCCUACAGAUCAGUGCUCUUCUCAAAGUCUUCUUCAUAACGUUUAUUUGCAAAUGUCGGUACACACGUCUACUCCGUGUCUGUGCUGAAGCUGUAAUGUGCUAAAUAAAAAUGGACACAAAUAAAGAGAUUCUUACAGGA